Molecule: messenger RNA, 750 nt
Organism: Letharia columbiana
Lineage: Eukaryota; Fungi; Ascomycota; Lecanoromycetes; Lecanorales; Parmeliaceae
Exons: 2
Coding region: 1-750 (249 amino acids)
Biological process (GO): transmembrane transport
Cellular component (GO): fungal-type vacuole membrane
Molecular function (GO): transmembrane transporter activity
Source: RefSeq, a predicted model, not a curated record
AUGUUGGGGAGUAAGAGCGCCGCGGGUGUGGGAUUGCCGUUCGUGAUGCGAUUCUUGCUGGACAGAUAUGGGUUUCGAACCACGAUAAGAGCGUGGGCUGUCGCUUCCCUCGCCCUCACCGCCCCCCUCCUCUACUUCCUCCGCCCUCGCAUCCCACCGCCAAGCUCAACCUCCCCACAGCGGCUUUCGUUGUCCUUUUUGAAACUCCAGUCCUUCUGGAUGCUGCAACCGGGCAACAUACUCCAAUCCCUCGGCCACUCCCUCCCGACCACCUACCUCGCCCCCUACGCCCGCGCCAUCGGCCUCGACGCCACGACCGGCACCCUCAUGAUCGCCCUGCUCAACGCGACCAGCGUGCCCGGCAGCGUCCUGAUCGGCAUGCUGGGCGACCGCUUUCACGUCACCACCGUCGUCCUCGUCUGUACCCUCGGCUCCGCCCUCGCCACGCUCGUCUUCUGCGACCGGGUCGCCCUCCUGGCCGUCUUCGCCAUCCUGUACGGCUUCUUCGCCGGCGGCAACAGCGCUAUGUGGUCCGGGGUGCUCAUGUGCGUCAAGGAGGAGACGUCGGCGCUCGAAACGGGGCUCGUGUUUGGACUGCUGGCUGGGGGGAGGUCGGGGAGUGUGGUCAGUGGGCCGUUGAGUACCGCGCGCGCUUGUGCGGGGUGGUUGGGUUGGUCCCUUGUGAAUGGGGAUUGGCGGGCGGAGCGGGGGUUAGGCAGAUGGGCUAUGAGACGCAGUAUGGAUGGUUGA